UGAGUGCGGCUGCGCACUGCUCAAUGCUUUUGCCGUUGCUGCUGACGCGACUUGGCAGGGAGAAACGAAUGUGAACCCUAGAUUUUAGCUAUUGAACGUGUCGAAACUGAACAGUUUCUACGGCAGAAGUAUUGUUUUAUUUAGGAGGCUAGGGGAGUAAGCUAACUUAAUCUUAGCUUGCGACUGACGAUUCUCUCCCGUAUGUGGUCGCCCUUCCUUAUCGUCGGAAACUGCCAGUGAGGGCCAAGGAACAAAAUAGCAUAUCGCCAUUAUAUGAUCCAGUGUCCAGCGUCACUUUUACCCUCCAUGUGGGUGAGGGAACUGUGUGUGUCAGAUUAUGGCGAGAAAAACAGUUAGCAGGAAAAGGAAGACAGGAGAGCCCAAGGACCAACAACAGCUGGGCUGGUGUCAGGCACCACACAAGCGGAGCCGUGUUUCUUGUUCAUCACGCCAUGCCCAUCAGUGGUGGUGCAGUCGGCGCUCCGUGGUGUGCGCCCUCCGGGGCCGGGAGUUCAGACCUCAGCAGCAGCAUGAGUUGCGGCUGCAACGAAGCCUGCGUGGCUUUGCAGCAGGCAGGCUCCCUGGGAUCCUCAAGGAGAGGGAGUUUUCUCUGGGACGACUCAACAAGGUGUUUGCUUCGCAGUGGCUCAACCAUCGGCAGGUGGUGUGUGGAACUAAGUGCAACACGCUCUUUGUCGUUGAUGUCCUGACUGGACAGAUAACACGCAUUCCAAUGUUGAAAGACAGGGAGUGUCAUGAUGAAGGCUCUGGGGUGGUAAGCACCGUGGUGGCCGGUCGGCAUUACCACCCAACAGGAAGCUCCCGCACCCGGCUGGACCAUCAGGGUUGUGGGAUUCACGCGAUUGAACUCAACCCCUCAAGAACACUGCUUGCUACUGGAGGAGACAACCCCAACAGCCUAGCCAUUUACCAGCUGCCAACUCUGGACCCUGUUUGUGUAGGAGAUGAUGGUCACAAUGACUGGAUUUUCUCCAUUGCAUGGAUCAGUGACAACAUGGCAGUAUCGGGUUCCAGAGAUGGCUCUAUGGGUCUGUGGGAGGUUACAGAAGAAAUAAUGAACCAGGUUCAAAGCAGCCAGAAUGAACAGACUGUGCCAUCCUAUGCCCAUAUCUCCCACCGAGCUCUCAAGGAUAUCCCCAAGGAAUACACCAACCCAUACAACUGUAAAGUCCGUGCUUUGGCCUUCAACAACAGCCAUAAAGAACUGGGUGCUGUGUCAUUGGAUGGUUAUUUCCACCUCUGGAAAGCAGAGCAUAACUUGUGCAAGAUACUGUCCACCAAGCUGCCUCACUGCAAAGAGAAUGUGUGUUUAGCAUAUGGACAGGACUGGUCAGUGUAUGCUGUAGGUUCUCAGGCCCAUGUUUCCUUCCUGGAUCCACGGCAGCCAACACACAGCAUCAAGUCAGUUAAUUCCAGAGAAAGAGGAAGCGGAAUCCGUUCAGUGAGUUUCUAUGAGCACAUCGUGACAGUGGGUACUGGCCAUGGUUCUCUUCUCUUCUAUGACAUCAGGGCCCAAAGAUUCCUGGAGAACCCUUUCAAUCCGACUGGUGGUUAUCGGAAGGGCUCUGGAGAUAGCAUCCUCAAGCUCACUACAGGGAAAGGCUGGCUGAAUCAUGAUGAGACAUGGAGAAGUUACUUCUCAGAUAUUCAUUCCUUCCCUAAUGCCGUCUACACCCACUGCUAUGAUGACUCCGGCACUAAGCUGUUUGUGGCCGGUGGGCCACUCUGUUCUGGCCUUCAUGGCAACUACGCAGGACUGUGGAGCUAGCCUCUCGUUUGUCUUCAUCACUCUGUCACUACCUACUCAUCCAGAUCUUCACUUAUCCAGUCCCUCCAUCCCUCUCCUUCCACAAGUUUACCUGCAUCGCUGUCUUUGCUAUCCCUCUUGCUCAACAAAAUCCCACUGAUUUGCUCACUUGUUGACUCAGGAGCAUGACCUUUCACUUACACUAUUGUUGCUGUGUAUAUUUCUAUCUACGUGCACACUUUCCCUUCUCUUAAAAUGAUCUUUUAAAACCUUUCACUUCAGCUUCUGUUUGGUUAAUAUAUAAAAAUGUACAAACAAUAAUUUAAAGAGCUGCAAAGUCUGCCACUGGGAAUCUCACUAAACAGUUUCUGAAAUCAUUAAGAAUAAAGGUAAACAUGUUCACAUCAUUUAUACAUUCACAUCCGACCUGCAGGGAUUAGGCUGUGGUCUUUUGCUAGCUUGUUUUUUGUAUGCAAGAGUAGAGUUAACUGCGGCUUCCUAUGUGAUAAAUGGGUGUCUUUGUGAAAAACUUGUGGAAUUUCCUCCUAAAAGUUCAUUUUCAUUAUCUCACUUAAAUGGAUGGCAAUAAAAAAAAGAGAGAGAGGAAGAAGGACUGAAGAGACAAUUCAUUUUGAAGGACUGACCCGGAGUGCAGUUCAACAUUUGAUAAAGAAUACUUACUGACUGGAUGGCUGGCAACAAUCACAAAGGACUUCUCUCUUCUCCCGCCAGAAGUAAAACGAGCAAGUGGAUUAAAAUGAGACUUUGUGUUCAUUUUACUCUAACUGAAAUGACGUCAAGAAGAAACAUUAAGAUCGUUAGAUGCAGUGUUGUUGCUCUUCUAUAAUUUAAAAUUUGGAGAAAAAUUUUUUUUUUAUUUUUUUUUUAUUGUGAUUUGACAGGUUUAUAUCCCUGCUGAUAUUCUAAGUUUUGUUUGUAUUUAUUUCCCCCUCUUCAUUUGGUUGGUUAGGGUUGUGUAUCCGCUUCUUUUGAAGGAUGUGUUUUCUGUUUGACCAAUGCUUGUGCUCCUGUUCCCCCUUUUUUUGUCCUCAUCUGAAACCACUCUGGUGUUACUAGAGAAUUUAUUCCAGGAUUUUUGUAGAAAUUAGGUGUCUUCAAAUAUGAUGAUUAAUAGAUCAAGGAGCCUUUAAUCACUGGACUGAAACCCUUCCACAGAAACUGGGGAGAAAAAAAUUGUUGCGGCUCAGUUUGAUCUUCUCAUCUUGAAAGGGUGUAAGGAGAACAUUUGGACUUUUUAAUUUUUUUUCUCCCCUCCCCCCAUUCUUUAUACCAAGGAGUGAGUGAAUCUGCUCUUUUCCUUGUUUGGUAGAGGCAGGGUAAGUUAGGGUUUUUGCCUUCCUGAAGUCUUUCUGUGAAAGACAGCCACAGGUGAUCAUAGUUUUCCUUUUCUAUAUGGAACUUUAUCCAGUUUUAAUGAUGAUUGGGGGAAAAAACGCAAAACAAACUAUUCUGACCACUUAUUGAACAAAUAACCAACACUUUAAAGUGUAUUUUAUAUAUAAAUGUGUAUAUGUAUGUGUAAAAUGCAUAAGGACAAUUGCAUACAUCUUAUGUAUAUGUCUGAGAAAGUGUGUGGAUUAUUAUGUCUGCUUGGUCAUACAGUUUUUUAUACACACCUGUGAAUGUUUUUACAAAUGACUGAAACAGGAUAUUGUAAAAUAUUAACAUCUGGGGAAAAGAGAUAAUUCUUUAAAAUGAGUAAAUAAUACAAAUAAAAUGUAUAUUAAUGUAAAAAUUCUCUGUUUGCUGUCUAUCCAGAAUGAAGUUAAACUCUUGAAUUAAGCAGUUUAUUAAAAGUUAAGUAGUUUUAGGAUGAUCGUUUGAAUUGUGAUAUGCUGUUUGUGUGGGCGUCUUCGAUUAGCAAGACCAUUAAAAAGUUUAAGAUUAAACAUGCUCAUUUAAA
Molecule: messenger RNA, 3692 nt
Organism: Melanotaenia boesemani (Boeseman's rainbowfish)
Lineage: Eukaryota; Metazoa; Chordata; Actinopteri; Atheriniformes; Melanotaeniidae
Gene: dcaf12
Product: DDB1 and CUL4 associated factor 12
Exons: 9
Coding region: 338-1789 (483 amino acids)
Cellular component (GO): Cul4-RING E3 ubiquitin ligase complex
Molecular function (GO): protein binding
Source: RefSeq, a predicted model, not a curated record